This is a messenger RNA of Chinchilla lanigera (long-tailed chinchilla), 836 nucleotides long. It is a transcript of the gene Ppa1, whose product is annotated as pyrophosphatase (inorganic) 1. Lineage: Eukaryota; Metazoa; Chordata; Mammalia; Rodentia; Chinchillidae. Gene Ontology annotation, biological process: phosphate-containing compound metabolic process. The record is from RefSeq and is a predicted model, not a curated record. Gene Ontology annotation, molecular function: magnesium ion binding; inorganic diphosphate phosphatase activity. Gene Ontology annotation, cellular component: cytoplasm; extracellular exosome.
AAAAUGAAAGAGGACAGUAUGUAUCUCCAUUUCAUGAUAUUCCGAUUUAUGCAGAUGAGGAUGUGUUCCACAUGGUAGUUGAAGUUCCACGCUGGUCUAAUGCGAAAAUGGAGAUCUCUACAAAGGACCCUUUAAAUCCAAUUAAGCAAGAUGUAAAAAAGGGGAAACUCCGUUAUGUGGCCAAUUUGUUCCCUUAUAAAGGAUACAUCUGGAACUAUGGUGCCAUCCCUCAGACUUGGGAAGACCCAGGACACAGUGACAAACACACUGGCUGUUGUGGUGACAAUGACCCAAUUGAUGUUUGUGAAAUUGGAAGCAAGGUAUGUGCAAGAGGAGAAAUAAUCAGGGUGAAAGUUCUGGGCAUCUUGGCUAUGAUUGACGAAGGAGAAACCGACUGGAAAGUCAUUGCCAUUAAUGUGGACGAUCCUGAUGCAGCCAAUUACAACGAUAUCAAUGAUGUUGAACGGUUGAAACCUGGCUACCUAGAAGCUACUGUGGACUGGUUUAGAAGGUACAAAGUUCCUGAUGGAAAACCAGAAAAUGAGUUUGCUUUCAAUGCAGAGUUUAAAGAUAAGGACUUUGCAGUUGAUAUCAUUAAAAGCACUCAUGACUAUUGGAAAGCAUUAGUAACUAAGAAGACGGAUGGGAAAGGAAUCAGUUGUUACCGCCACCGUGUGACUCCGCCUGCACAGUACCAACAGAUGUGGAUAAGUGGUUCCAUCACCAGAAAAACUGAUGAAACUUCUUUAGAAGACAAGCUGAAAGCUGGGCAUGGUGGUACACACCUGUCAUCCCGGCACUCAGGAGGCUGAGGCAGGAGGAUUGCUGAUAGUUUG